AUGCCACUCUCUGGGGUCUGUGUGGACUAUGGUGUGGACUAUGGUGUGGACUAUGGUGUGGACUAUGGUGUGGACUAUGGUGUGGACUAUGGUGUGGACUAUGGUGUGGACUAUGGUGUGGACUAUGGUGUGAGUCUGUUCCAGUUCCCACCAGUCUUCAGGAGAGACAGUGACAGCGGCUCCAGUUUCAGAGCUUUGAAGACGAGAAGAAAGAACGCACACAGAGAGCCACAUCUGCCCCAGUGA
This is a messenger RNA of Knipowitschia caucasica, 246 nucleotides long. The record is from the annotation of a GenBank genome assembly. NCBI's taxonomy places the organism in Eukaryota, Metazoa, Chordata, Actinopteri, Gobiiformes, Gobiidae.